This is a messenger RNA of Porites evermanni, 8458 nucleotides long. NCBI's taxonomy places the organism in Eukaryota, Metazoa, Cnidaria, Anthozoa, Scleractinia, Poritidae. The record is from the annotation of a GenBank genome assembly.
GUGCACGAUAACUCUACGAAGUUAAACGCAGUCAUGGGUAAUUGUCAUACAGUUGGCCCGAAUGAAGCUUUAGUUCGCUCAGGUAAGAUAAUUUCUUAUACGAUUUCCCUUCGUCAUGAAUGAAAUGCGUGACAAUGAAUCCCAAACAUUUGAUCCUAUGUGUUGUCGAUUUCAAUGUAAGCUUACAUGUUUUGUGUUUUCAUCUUUUUCAGCGAAAUUUUAGUGGUAUUUUACAUUUCUGGGCCUAAAUCUAAAAUAAUGAAUCUUUUAAUGGCUGCAUUUAAGCGUUAUUGACCAGCUACAACCAACAAGAGCAGUGUAUAUUUCCAUGCCCCAAGAGAUUGCGAGCAUGUUCCGCAUUCUAAUCGUUUCGCUAUAAAUUUCGUGUUUUAGGUGGCUGCUGUGGAAAUGAUGCGAAAAAGACUGUAAUUGGAGGUUGGGUAUGGGCAUGGGCUUUCGUUACAGACGUGCAAACGUGAGUACAUUUACUGCUAUACACGUUAAGCACUUUAAUUCACCAAAUCGUUUUACGAUCAUCACUUCUGGUCGAUGUGAAGUUCCUACCACUCAAGCAGGUGCCUUUGCAAAUGACUUACGCAUGAUUCGUUUUGCGUGGUAAAAUUCGCUACUUUAGAACACCUUUUAACCCAGUUUGGUGAACAUGAUAAAAAAUUCAAUUCAGUUAACCUACUUAAGAGGAGGCAAACAGUUAGUUUGCAUUCCCGUCUGUUUGUAUACAAAACUUUGGAGCAUGAUUCUUUGUCUCGAGGUUUUGCUGACGUUACAUUUUCUGACUUUUUUUUGCGGAAAUUUCGCACUGUGUGACAAGAGGCACAUCUUAUGUAGUGCUUCCUUGGACUUAGAAAUAUUAUUCCAAGUAGAUCAAUGUCCGAUUGGAGACUUAUAUUGUGCUAGAUGAUUAAAAUAUUUUUUAAUGUUGUUGUAAAUCUCUGAUAUUGCACAAAGUCCAAUAUACAGUCAGCUCUUUUUUAACUCCCUAAAAUCCAAAGAGUGACCAAAUCAAUUUUCUCCUAAUAACAUCAAAACACCAGUAAGAGAAAAACGAAUCAACAAAAUGAUUAUGAAAGGGAAAGUGCUUUGAUCUUUUAUCAUCCCUGCACUAAUUAUUAAGGAGAUAAACAGCUGUAUGGAGAUCAGUCUUGAAAAUUUGUAUAUAGAUUAUUGGUUUGUUAAGGGGGUUAAUGGACAUCCCUAUAGGGUGGCAGGACUUGAAAUUAAAAAAAUCCUCAGGUCACCUUUUGGGGACCAAUUGGUGAAAAAUAUUGUUACCAGAUGCAAAUUUUUAGGGAUCGUGUCUCUUUUGUGGGGUAUUGAUCGAUGUAUUGACUGAUAUCUCGGUCGACUGUCGAUCGACAUAUCGGUCGCUAUGUCGAUCGAGAGUCGACCAAGUAUUGGCCGAGUAUUGACUGAGUCUCUGUCGAGAGUCAAUCAAUUUACCAGCCAAAUGGUGUUGUCCUGUCUAUCUAGUAUCGGUCGACAGAUCGACCACAGUCGGUUGAGAUAGCAUCAGUGGUGUGUUGGCAAUGUAUUGGUGAAUAGUCAGUCGAGUAUCGGUAAGGUAUCGGUGGUGUAUCGGUCGGCAAUCGGAAUUGCCUAGAGUCGUUCAAUAUAUUGGCCGAGUGAUGUUUUACUGUCGGUCGAGUAUCGACCAACAGGUGAUCCAUCGGCAAAGCAAUGGCCAACUAUUGACCGAUAGACUGUAGUAGUCAAAUACCGGCCAUAUAUCAGUCAAGAUGUGGCCGGCUCUUGACUGACAGUCAGCAUACUAGAUCGCCACUUGACUGAUGUAUGGAGUGACAUGUCAACGGAGGUAUCGCCGUUAUGUUGGCUAAGUGUCGGUGAUAUGUUGGUGAUCCAUUUGCGAAGUAUCGGCCGACCAUGGGCCGACUAUCAGCCACUAGAAUGUAGCGGCGAGUGUUGCCAACAUAUUGGUAGAGACUCAACCGGCUCUCGACGGAUACUCGAUGGAUUCUCAAUUGACUGUCUGUCAAGCGUCGACAGAGUCUUGACUGACAUAGCAACUGAUAUGUGGAUUGACAGUCGACCGAGAUAUUGAUUGAUACAUCAAUCGACACCCCCCAAAAGAUUCAUGAUCAAUUUUUAGUUGCUAGUUUGUAUAUUGUAAAUGACUAUCUCAAAGUAUGGUGUGAUCCAUCAGAUUUGAUUGUUUGAAAAUAUUGUGGACAGAAGUUGGUAUAAAUUUGGAGGUAAACUGGCUUUGUUUAUGCAAUUUGGCACAUUUUUCAGGGCAAAAGCAAAGCAAGAUAAGAUGAAGUGUUUGUUUUAAUUUUACUCUAUAAAUUUAAAUCUUAAUCAUAUGGUAAUCUGGUCGCCAAAGUGGUGACUAAACCAGAAUUGUUAGUUGCCAAGGAGAAAAUGUUAGUCACAUUGGUAACCACAUCAGUCGCAAUUUUGAGCCCUGGAUAGACCCCUUUCUGAAACAGACACCUACAGCAGGUACAGCCUUGCAGUCCUCUAGUCCUUUGCUCUGACUCCUUUUGAGGUGGACACCUCAAUAAGACAGACACUUGAGGCAUGAGAGCCAAAUGGCCCGGGCUUCUCCCAUUUUCUUUAGCAGCACCUUGUAGUAUAUUUUUUAAUGCUUCUGAUAGGUUGCGGAAAAAAAGAAGUCAAAUUUCACAGGAUUCUCAGAGACAGAUUCAGUUGAUUUCGCUGAAAUUUUAAGGGCUAACUCCAGCUUUGCAGCCAUGUUGUUACUCUCCCCUUGAUGGGAUGCUUAUGCAUAGCAGGUUUAACCUCAGCCGUAUGCCGAUGGUACCAAAUUCAUGCAAAGGGGAGCUAAAGUUUCUUGUCCAAGGAAGCAAUCAUCAAUCAUCAUUGUUGUGACUUAGUUUCUAAAAAUUUGCAUCAACAGACUGACCCUGGAAGUUAUGACAUUAAAUCCCAAAUGUGAAAGUGUAGAAACAGCGCAAGGUGUUGCCGUCACAGUAACAGGAGUCGCACAAGUAAAGGUCAUGACAGAAACUGAGCUGCUGAAAACUGCUUGUGAACAGUUCUUGGGAAGGACAACGGGUCAAAUUGAGAAUAUCAUUCUUCAAACCCUCGAAGGCCAUCUGAGGGCUAUCCUAGGAACGUUGUCUGUCGAGGAGAUUUAUAAAGGUGGGUGAUAAACAGGCAUUGGUAUUCAAGGUUUAGAGAACAUGCUUUACCACCAUCAGACAGUAGAUGGUAGACAUUGGACAUCAGAUAACAAGUGAUAGAAGGUUCCAACAGGAUGGAUCAUAUUGCAUUCUUUGCAUCCCAUUCAUUCUUACUGGAAUUCCAAAAUCAUAAGGAAUUUCAAGUGUCCCAAAAUAAUUAUUGCAGGCAAUCAGAGGAGCCCACGAUACUAACCUCCACAUUGCUAAUAUGCAUGCGUGGCACAUAUGUUGUCAAUAUUCAUUUUUUAAUGAAUGUUGACCACAUAUCUGCCAUACAUAUGUGUUAGCAUUGUGGAUAUUAGGAUUGCGGGCUCCUGGUCGCCUGCAGUUAUACUGGGACACUUACAGUGCAACUACGAUAACCAGGGACACUUAGACAAAGUUGACCAAUCAGAUUAGUGAAACAUACUACAUUCCAAGAAAGUUGGUUGGGGGCCAAUCAACAGCUUGUUUAAAAGCAAUAAGUUACUUGGAGCACAAAUUUACAUAUUGAUAGCAACCGUUUUUAAGAAAGCAAAAGUCUCACCAGACAAUGUACCAUAGAAUUCCGAAAAUAAGCCCCGGGGCUUAUAUUUUUCAAAGACCCUCUUUGAGGGGCUUAUUUUUGGAGGGGCUUAUAUUCGGAGGGGCUUAUCAACGGAGGAGAAUUUGCGUUUCAAAAUCGAUUGGGCUAGCCUUGUAGUUGGAAGUAAAUUUACCGUUUUUGCUUUGUAUUUGAGGGCAAUUUUCUAAGUACAAGCCCCCUAGAUGCUUAUUUGAAAGGGGCGAUUUAAUGGAGGGUUUUUUGCAUUAUCGGUUUGGGGGGGCUUAUAUUAUUUUGGAGGGGCCUAUACAUGCAGGGGCUUAUUUUCGGAAUUUUACGGUAUUUCUAUUUGAAACUUUACAUUUAACACCCAGAGACAUAUUUGUUAGACAUGUUAUCUUGUCAUCUUCAGCAAUUUCUUCACUACAAUUGCUGCGCUUUCAGUAACAUCACAAUGUCUUGUCAAAAAUAUAACUAAUGUUUACGUUUUUUGCCUCUGUCAAUACCCCAACAGACCUCUCCGGAAACAUGGGCUUUUUUUCAGCAGGUUCAAAAGGUCAUGUCUGUAAGUUGUAAUAUUGGUUGAUUUUGAUCCAUGUUGUUUAUUUCGUCUCCUAGUAAUCAUGACUGAUAACUAACUUUCUCAGAAUGUACAGUAUUGUUAUUUUUUUCUGUAAUCUGAGUGGUCAACUUUUCCUAGGUGGGCCCGGUUAUAAUAGUCGCACUGUAAGGUUGCACUGUAAGGUUUCUUUUGAUUUUACGAGAAGGACAGGCUGUCUGCUUGAUAAAAGGCUAUGAUUAUCACUUACUUUAUUCUGUAUUCAAAGAUCGUGAAGCAUUUGCUGCACUGGUUCGUGAAGUCGCAUCCCCAGAUGUUGGUAGAAUGGGAAUUGAAAUUCUCAGCUUCACAAUAAAGGACAUCAUCGACCAUGUCAGUUACCUGGACUCGCUUGGUAAAACUCAAACAGCUAAAGUGAAGAGAGAUGCUGAUAUCGGUGUGGCAGAAUCCAACCGAGAUGCUGGAAUUAGGGUAUGUCACUAGUAAAAGCAAGUCUCAUUAUAAGUACAGUCAACUCACUCUAACACGGACACCUUUGGGACCAGCACUAAGUGUCCAUCUUAGAGAGAUGUCCGUUUUAUAGAGAGUCAAAUAAAGGGAGUAAAGAAAGGCAGGGACCAACUCUUAAGUGUCCAUUUUACAGAGGUGUCCAUCUUAUAGAGGUGUCCGUUAAGAGAGAGUCGACUGUAAUGUCUUAAGGUGCAUUCCUUUGGGAUGAUCUGGAUCAUGAUCAUGAUCUAUCCUCUUUGUCUCUCUUUCAACCAGAUAAGCCCCUGCUUUGUGAGCCCCAUUGGGAUCAAUUUAGGUUUGUGGGAAACUGCCCACCUACCCCACCCCUAAGCUAACAUUAACACUUACUUCUCGCUUAGGACAGAAUGAUGGCUUAGGGGAGGGGUAGGUGGGCAGUUUCCUAGAAAAUUAAAUUGGUCCCCCCAUUGGUUCACAUUGCACCCUUUUAGAUGUAGCUUUUACAGUACAACUCCUAUUUGCUGAAUUAUUUUCAUCACAAUAGUAAUAAUAUUAUUGUUAUCAAAUAAUAAAAUUCUUUUAACAGUUAUUAAAAAACUGAGAAAAAUGAAGCAAUCCUUUUCUGUCACUUAUCACAAAAGGCAAAUUAUUGACUUGAUUGUUCUUCUCUGUGUAUUUACCAGGAGGCAGAGUGUGAGAAAGAGAAGAUGGAUGUUGCAUACCAAGCACAGACAAACAUUGCUGAUUCAUCAAGAGAAUUCCAGAUGCAGAAAGCUGCGUUUGACCAAGAAGUUAAUGCCAGGAAAGCAGAAGCAGAAUUGUCUUAUGAAUUACAGGUACAUUGUAAAACCUUGUUUUGUGUCAAAAAAGGAAGGAUUGCAUGGAAUAAGAUCUCAGGAGGGAGCUUUAGCUUCUAUGAUGGCAAUGGCAGUGAACACAUCACCUUGUUCAAUUUUUAAAUUGAUAUAGGCCAAUUUUUCUGGCGUUGAAUUUUAGAGCUGAUAAAAAGAAAUAUAAACAGAGAUUAUUUUUUGUGAUGUUUUUAAUUCUUUGUCUACAGGCUGCAAAGGAGAAACAGAAGAUCCGAGCUGAAGAAAUCCAGAUUGAUGUUGUGGAGAGAAAGAAGGAAAUAGAAGUUGAAGAGAAAGAAGUGUCCAGGAAAGACAAAGAACUGUUUGCCACUGUUAGGAGACCUGCAGAGGCUGAGAGCUACAGGGUUGAAACAAUUGCACAAGGAAAAAGGUAUGCUAUGGUAUAGGUAUGGUAGAGGUACAGUAUAGGUACAGUAUAGGUACAGUAUAGGUACGGCAUAGGUACAUUAUAGGUACGGUAUAUAGGUAUGGUAUAGGUACAGGAUAGGUACAGUAUAGGUACGGUAUAGGUACAGUAUGGUAUGGUAUAGGUAUCUGAGCUGUCUCUCAGGGCUGGGGGCCAGGGAGUUUCCUUGACUACUAUGAGCAGGACUCCCCGAUACUUUCAUAGGAAACGAGUUAAAGAAAAGUAGGCUCAAAAUAACUUCCGGGCUGUUCAAUUCUUUACCCACUAAUUGCAUAUAUCCAGCAGUGACAAAUCUUAGUGUCAUGUAUGGCAUAAAGAUGCAGCUCACUCAAGUUCUAAUGUCCCCAAAGUUUGUGUAAUUUCUGGUGAGCAUUAGCAAGGCAGCAUGCAUAGUAGAAGCAUACAUAGCAGAAAAAUCCAACAUCUUUUUGGGAUGUAAGACUGCAAGGUUAAACACUUGAUUUUUAUUAUCUCUGAGGUCUUGCGUGAAAUAGUACCUGGAUGUGGCGCAUAGCCGGCGGUGAAUUUAAUUUCUUCAAGCAAACAGUUUUAGUGACUUAGAAUAUUCUGGUUGAAUCCUUUUUUUCUCUUACUCAGUGGUCAAAUAAUGUUAGAAUAACGAGGUUGCAAUUUUACCUGGUGGGCAGGAAUGUGUUGUCGAAAGAAAAUAAUUAUUGUGCCUCGUAAUAAUGAAAAGUGUUUCAAACUAAGCUGAUUGUUGUUUAUCUUUAGGACACAGACUAUGUACAAAGCCCAGGCUGAAGCAGAGAAGAUCAAGGUACAAAAACAUUUUUUUUUGCAUGAUAUAGUAAACUACCAUGAAAUUCCUGAAAUUUACUGAUCAUUAAUGGGAUAAAGAGGAAAAAUUACAUACAGUAGUUUUUUUUACAAGGAGUCAUUGAUAAAAGCAGAGCAGAAAAAGUCUCUCUUGUAUUGAAAGGGGUGGCUGGAAUAAAGCUCCAAGUGCUGAUAAUUUGCUACAGGUAGAUUCUCCUCCCAAACUAUAUUGUUUUUGCAGUUAAAACAGAAGGAGAAUUUGAUGUUGUAUCAACAGUCACUAAGGGUUUUCUUCCAUGAGACUCUUCCGUGGGUGGUUAGUGAUACAGUGCAAGAGAAAUCUGGCGGGAAGUGUUGCGAAGAAAAUGCCAUCUCCUUGUUCUGCAAUGCAUUUUUUUUAUAACCACACUAAUAAUCAGCUUUGACUUCUGUCAAAGGUUGUGUUUUCUCUUUAAUGGUUAGCACCUGGUGGUGUUGUUUAAGUUUUAGAACAUUUAGGGCCGUAACUUAAAGCCAGAGGGCCAAGGAUUUACCCUGGCAACUAUAAGCAUGGCCUCUGGCAACUUUCAAGAAGAACCAAAAGAAUUUCCUAGCUGUCGAAUUUCCUGCCUACUAACUACAUAUACAUUUACUGAACAACUUGAAAUCUUAGUGACAGUCCCGACAUGGUGUUAAUAAACAAUUUUCUUCAACAGUUAACAGGUUCCUCGGAGGCUACUGCCAUUGAAGCUAUUGGCAAAGCUGAAGCUGAACGCAUGAGACAGAAGGCUGCAGCUUACAAGAUGUAUGGAGAUGCUGCUAUGACUGCUUUGGUCUUGGAGGCCUUGCCAAAGGUACACUCUUAUUUUCUCUCAGUUGAAUGAAAAAGAGUGACUUUUUUUUAGUAAAAUACAGCAUAGCCUGUGUACAGACACCCCCCCCCUCCCCUAUCCUUGAUUUUUUUUUUGAGGGGAGCGGGCUUCUGUACACAGGCUAAAUACAGCUGAGUUGUAAAAAGUAACCUAAAGUCAAUUCUCUUGUAAAGAAAAUUGACGUCAUUAGACACCUCCCUAAAACGAACUCCUAGAGUUGGUCCCUUCUGUUUUUUGCACAUAUACUGUUGUUCCAAGUAGUUCUCAUCCUAGAGAGAGGUGACUUAAUAUUAUGAAAUAUUUGAUCCCCCCUUGUUUUCAAUAACUGAGUUACCCAAAAGCCAUUUGUUUUGUGUGUUUGUGUUGCAUUUGAUGUGGAUUACUCCAUUUGUGCCCAGAAAUGCACAUAUUCGAUGGCCCUUCAUAUUAGACACAAUAUAAUAUUAGUAUUAUGUGCAACAGAUUUUCUUGUAUUAGGUGAGGAUUAGGGCUAGGGGACACUUUGUUAUGUUUGUCAUAAAGAGCAUGUAUCUUGUUAGCAUUCAUUUCUGGACAUUACUCUAUUAUCGUGCAGUUGUUUUGGCUGUUAAGUAACAUUUUGGAUGGCACCAUAACAACUCAGAAUUUCUUGAUUUUUGUUCCAUAGGUUGCUGCAGAAGUAGCCGCUCCACUCGCCAAGACUGACCAAAUCGUCAUUGUUGGUGACUCUUCUUCAGGCGUUACUAAUGAAGUGUCCAAGCUUGUGAGUCAACUUCCUCCUGCAGUUCAAGCCCUCACAGGAGUUGACUUGAGUGGGGUAAGUGUCACUUGUGUGGCUUGA